UGCCUUUUAGAACGGGCAGCCCCGUACGUCUUUCUUUUCGCACAUCAUGGCGGACCGGUUCAAUAAGGUUCUGCUGCUUGAUGGCAGGGGCCAUUUACUCGGUCGGCUUGCUGCCCUGGUGGCUAAACAGGUCCUUUUGGGACACAAAGUAGUGGUGGUGAGAUGUGAAGGCAUCAACAUCUCAGGAAACUUCUACUGUAACAAGCUGAAGUACCUGGCUUUCCUGCGUAAGAGGAUGAACACCAACCCCUCUCGUGGACCUUUCCAUUUCAGAGCCCCCAGCAGGAUCUUCUGGAGGACUGUCAGAGGCAUGUUGCCCCACAAAACCAAGAGAGGACAGGCCGCUCUGGACAGGAUGAAGGUGUUUGACGGUAUCCCCCCACCCUAUGACAAGAGGAAGCGCAUGGUUGUUCCAGCUGCUCUUAAGAUUGUGCGCCUGAAGCCCACUCGCAAGGUGAGCAUCCAAUAUCUGUCUCAAGAACAGAGUAAAUUGUGUUUUGGUAGCUGAAAAAAAGCUGCCCCU
Messenger RNA from Notothenia coriiceps (black rockcod), 523 nucleotides. RefSeq names its product ribosomal protein L13a (gene rpl13a). Gene Ontology annotation, cellular component: cytosolic large ribosomal subunit; ribosome. Gene Ontology annotation, molecular function: structural constituent of ribosome; mRNA binding. The coding region runs from base 47 to 508 and encodes 153 amino acids. Gene Ontology annotation, biological process: translation; negative regulation of translation. The transcript has 6 exons. NCBI's taxonomy places the organism in Eukaryota, Metazoa, Chordata, Actinopteri, Perciformes, Nototheniidae. The record is from RefSeq and is a predicted model, not a curated record.